CUCUUAACUUUGAUGUCCCCCGCGCUCCCUGCGUCGCACACCGGUGGGAAAUCUGUCAGGUACGUUCUCACGGAAAGGGAGGAGGCUCGUCCGGGAGUGGCAGCUCGCUCCUCGGUCGCUGUCUCACCGUCAGCAGCAACGCCAUCGUCCCCCGCUAGCACCUACACGAGUCCAGCUGCAGGACCCUCGGGCAAAGAUGGCCAAAAUUUGGGCAGUGGCCGCGGCACCCUGCCUGGACAUCGGUAACCCGGGAUUUCCUUUGCUGCCACCGGUAAUCAGUAACAGCUGUGAGAGAAGCGAUCUCAUUUACGUUGUCUGGGAACAAUAGCUUUCAGACCGGCCUGCCACUUUCUCUGACAGCUUCCAAGUCAGUUCUGAAAUCCUCAACCUUGCUCUGCCUUUGGUUUAUCAGGAAUAUGUUGUUUUUAUCGCGUUCGGGUCCCGGUUUUGCUUACUUUAAAAAUUGAUCCUCCAAACACACUGCCUGAACAUCUUUAUUUUCUCUUAUCAUGCAUCAAUACUAUACUCGAGUAGAGCAAUAAUGUUUUGCUUUACAAGUGUUUGUAAGUGUCUCUCUUUAUACGGGUAUUCAUUUGAUUAUAAUCGGUUUAUGUUAGAUCUUGUCGAGUGCUUAUUUUCCAGCAAAAUAUCCACAAAGAAAACAUUUUCUCCCUGUGUGCUAAAACUGGGGCAAAAUAACAGGGCAAAAAUGAACUGGGACGUCUUGACAGCCUUUGCAGUGUCAAUUUCCCCAACCCAGCCCUCAGUUGCAAAGUUUUUCUAGCUUUGGCAGUCAAACUGACAUCGAAUCAUUGAAAAGCUCAUCUAAGCAUAAUUAUGAUAUUCUGAAAAGCCCUCCAUUGUGUGUGGCCGAGCACUGACUAAUCGGAGAUGUGAUUGGUCCGAUUACACGCAUGGGUGGGGCUUAGUUUCCUUAUACGGCAGCUUGGCAUAACAACAAAUCAUGUGAUAGCCCAUGUUGACGUGAGAGGGGGCUUGCUGGAGUAAUAUUAAGGAGAUCUACAAGUUGAUCUUUCUGAGAUAAACACACACACAAUCAAAUAGGUCUGUCAGUGUGAAGGUAGACCGAGUAACACAGUGAAAAGGAGGAAGGAAAGAAGUGGCAGCAAGCAAGACGCUAAAGCCAGAUAAUAGUAGGAAGAGAGGAAGAAGUCCACCGCGUAAGAACGUGUUCAGUUUAGAUGUGCUCUGUCAUGCAGCCAAUGCAGGCGGGCGGGACUCUCCAGACGCGGUACCCGGCCCACUCCAUGACUGCUAUGCCUUCCAACCCCAGCGGCCUAGGGAUGGUGCCGAGCAUGCCUUCCUUCUACGACACACAGAACUACUACAGGCACCAGUCACCCUCGGGGUACCCCUCGACCGGUAUGUCCAUGGGGCCAACGGGAAUGACCAUGUAUCCAGACCAGUACGCCAUGCACAGGCCUUCUCCCUACGGCCACCAGCCGUACGGGCCCCAGACCACCCCCAAGGAUAUGGUGAAACCCCCUUACAGCUACAUCGCUCUCAUAGCCAUGUCCAUUAUGAGCGCCCCGGAGAAGAAGGUCACGUUGAACGGGAUCUAUCAGUUUAUUAUGGACAGGUUUCCAUAUUAUCGAGAAAAUAAGCAAGGCUGGCAGAACUCCAUACGCCACAAUCUCAGCCUUAAUGAGUGCUUCAUCAAGGUUCCUCGCGAUGACAAGAAGCCAGGGAAGGGCAGCUACUGGUCCCUGGACCCUGACAGCUAUAAUAUGUUCGACAACGGCAGUUAUCUGAGACGCAGGAGGAGGUUCAAGAAGAAAGACGCUCUGAAGGACCGCGAGGAGCGUGAUAAAUCAUCUGCGUCGUUCACGGAUGGACAGAAAAGCGGGAUUGAUGGAGGGAUGAGUGAUGGGGAUUCUCAGGGACAGACAGGGGAAAGUGACCCCUCGGAUUUGGAGUUAAAAUCCCAGCAACAACAACAGCAACAGCAGCAACAACAACAUCAACAGCAGCAGCAGCAUCUCAUGGUAUCUUCCGAAUCCAACACUCCGGGCUCAAGCAAUUUAGUUCAAACCAAACUCGAACCCAUUGACUCGAUGAGUAAUGGCGGCAUGAAGCAAUCCUCCUCGCAGAAUUCUCUCCCUAUUCCGCCAGACCCGCUAACAUACGACUCUGUGGCGGUGAGUUCCGUGAACAACUUUUCCGUGGAAAAUAUUAUGACCACACAAAGCUCGGAUCUGACUAUGUUAACGUCUGUCUCUCGACCGGGGGCGUCUUCCCAGUUGAUCUCUCCCCAGCCCCUGUCAGCCUACGGCCGUCCCCUGCAGACCUCCAGCCCUAUGGGUUACGCCGCUCUCAACAACGCAGCUGCUUCCGUGUUCCCAGGGGAGCGUCCCCUAAGCUCUGGCAUGCCCUCCAUGGCCGCCAUGUCCGGGGCGACUGACGACCAGGGGCUGUCUAUGAACAUGACGCACCAAGCCCCUGCCUAUUCCCGUACACCCAAUUCCUGGUAUCUUCCUGCUUCAAAUGUGACGGAUUUGAGUCAUGGAGGCGCGGACAUUAAUAACUCUUACCUGUACAGUUCCACGGCGCAACAGACGGCGACAUCGGACAGCUGUCAGCUUGCCGCCUACAGAGGCCCAUAUAAGACUUCGCCCUACGCCUAUGACUGUACCAAAUAUUAGUGUGAACUCUUGUGACUCUGUGACUUCACGCCCUACUACUUCUACUUCACGGCAUGUUGUUAAUUUACUGCCUGUAAGUACCCAAAUGAUCACAUUGCCGAGGCAAAAUAAUUCACAGAAAUUUCAUGGGAUGAAUUUUCCACUGAAAAACGUGCUGGAAUUUUGCGGCGGGUGUUGGUGUUCUGUCAAGAAAGCUCGAUAUUUAUUUACUGAGAACAAGUUGUAAUUAUUUAGUAAUUCUGUCCAAUUAUAUUUAUUUCUUGACAGGCGUUUAAUACUCGAUCCUUGAAAAAUACAGUUCGUGUUGUAUGCCACAAAAAUUGCCAAAAAAUGUAUAUGAGAUUUAAUUUGGUGAAAAUUUAACCCAGUUAAUUCUGUGAAUAUUUUUGUGAGUGGAGAGUAAAAGUAUAAGGCACGCAGGGUGUUGUUAUGAUUAAUUUGAAUCUCUGGUUGAAGCAUUAAGUUUAUAUAGCUGUAAAGGACGUGAUGAAAUGGACUCCAAAUUUACGUCCAAAAGUUCUGUGUCUAGCUCUGGUAACAUAUGUCUCAAGUUUUCGGACCAGCGAGUGUCAUCAAAAGGACAGGAAGCGUCGUAAAAUUACUUUAUCUGUGACAGUUACCCCGUCAUUCAGUUUGUUUAUUUUGCUGUACAAUUUGUUGAAAGAGGCGGGCAAGUGAUCUAUUCAAACAGACAGUAUAGAGAGAGACAGUCAAGUCUAUUGAGAUCUUUUGUACCACAGAAAUACUGUCACCAUAUUAGAAAUUCGCCAGAUAAACCCCGUGAUAGCUAGCCUAUAGGUAAUGUGUGGAGAAAAAUCAUUAAUUUUCUGACAAUAAUAUUCGGGCUCACCCGAAGAUCUAGGUCGAAAUAAUAUUUUUGAAUUUGGAUUAAAUCCAUCUUGAGCUCUGCAUGUAGAGCAAAUUUUUUUUUGUAAAAAAUAUGGCGGCGGGAUCUGCAGUAGUUUUGUUUGUACUUAGAUCCUGCAUAUACAAACUCUAAAUUGUAUCAUAAAUAACUUCGAUUUGGUCCGUUGUUGGUUUAUCACCUUAAGGAAUUGAUUGGUAGUAUUAUUAUCAGUUGUUUUUAAUUUUAGCACUAGAUAAUAGGUGCGUGUAUUCUCAGUAAACAAGGUGAGCUGAUAAUAAUCCAGAUGUCAACAAAUCUAGUGGGCUAAAUCACACAUUUUCUUGCUAAGGUUUAUCGCCGUUUAAGCGCGUGUGUAUGUAGUGUCAUCUUAGGAAAAUGAGCUAACGGUCGAAAAAAAUGUGGUACACGGUUCUACAGUUAUUGUUUUUAUUUUUACUUUUUCAUUUAAUCUGUGCAAGGACACUUUUUUUCAAAAUGUUAAGGAGUAUUGAUGGCACCGUUUAUUUCGGUGUUCAGGAGUAAUGGAGCAGGGUGCAAGAAGAGACAAUUCCACUCUUUUUACUAACAAUAAUAUUAUAAUUAUAAUAAAAGGCGAUCGAGACAAUCAAAAAAGAUUUUACUCAGAUAUUUAAAUAUUUUUAUAAGUUAAGGAACAUCCUCUACGCAGUAUACCAAAGUUUCUUUUUUGCUACACAUGUUAUAAAUAUUAUUAUUAUAUUAUUCUUAGAUAAAUGUACAGAAUUUGGUAGUAGCAAGUCGUCAGUAUACUCACAAUUCAAUUUGUUCCUCCUAGAAAAAAAAUGUACGUGUUUUGUAGCGUAUUGGUAUAGUUUUAGUCACAUGCACUUAAGAUGCAAUAAACAUUUUGUACUAAAAUAUUAAUUUUAUUGGUAUUCAUGCUUUUAUACUUUU
Messenger RNA from Lingula anatina, 4443 nucleotides. Its product is annotated as forkhead box protein C2-B-like. Gene Ontology annotation, biological process: anatomical structure morphogenesis; regulation of transcription by RNA polymerase II; cell differentiation. Lineage: Eukaryota; Metazoa; Brachiopoda; Lingulata; Lingulida; Lingulidae. The record is from RefSeq and is a predicted model, not a curated record. Gene Ontology annotation, molecular function: DNA-binding transcription factor activity, RNA polymerase II-specific; RNA polymerase II cis-regulatory region sequence-specific DNA binding.